Drosophila biarmipes is the source of this 1015-nucleotide messenger RNA. RefSeq names its product glutathione S-transferase 1 (gene GstE11). Gene Ontology annotation, molecular function: glutathione transferase activity. The record is from RefSeq and is a predicted model, not a curated record. Gene Ontology annotation, biological process: glutathione metabolic process. Lineage: Eukaryota; Metazoa; Arthropoda; Insecta; Diptera; Drosophilidae. The transcript has 3 exons. The coding region runs from base 41 to 718 and encodes 225 amino acids.
GCAGGUAGAGUUUUAGUUAAGCGAGAAAAUCGCUUGGACAAUGUCGGCCAAACCUAUUCUCUACUACGCCCCCCGCAGUCCCCCCUGUCGUGCUGUUCUGCUGACCGCCGCCGCCUUGGGCCUGGAGUUGGACCUACGUGCCGUCAACGUGAAGGCCGGAGAGCACAAGUCCGAUGAGUUCCUCAAGCUAAAUCCCCAGCAUACGAUCCCCGUGCUCGAUGAUAACGGCACUGUCGUGAGCGAUUCUCACAUUAUCAUCAGCUACUUGGCGGACAAGUAUGCCCCGGAGGGCAAUGACUCUCUGUAUCCAAAAGAGCCGGAGAAGCGACGGCUGGUCGAUGCCCGUUUGUACUACGACUGCGGCCAUCUGUUCCCACGCAUCCGAUUCAUCGUGGAGCCAGUGAUCUACUUCGGAGUGGGGGAGGUGCCCGCCGACCGUGUGGCCUAUCUGCAGAAGGCCUACGAUGGACUGGAGCACUGCCUGGCUGGAGGGGACUACCUGGCGGGCGACCAGCUGACCAUCGCGGAUCUCAGCUGCAUCGCCUCCGUGUCCACCGCCGAGGCCUUUGCGCCCAUCGAGGCGGACCAGUUCCCCCGCCUGGUGCAGUGGGUCAAGCGACUGCAGGCUCUUCCCUACUACCAGAAGAACAACCAGGAGGGUCUGGACUUGCUGGUGGGCCUGGUGAAGGGUCUGAUCAACGAGCGUCAGCAAAAGUAACCCCAGACAGAGUUUUAACAAUUUUUCUUUAUUAAAACAUGUGUUGGUAACUUCAAAAAUAUCUUUUCUUUUAUUCAAGAUUUUAUACCUAUCCACUAAACUGUUCCAUUAUUCCUCUUUUUUUUUUUUGAUAGAUCAUAAAUAAGAUCAUAAAUAAGAUCUUUAAGAGUACACAUAAUAUAUAUGUAUAAUUAUAUUAAAGGAAUAUAUUUCCCUAACCUCUGUAUUGAUUGACUUUGAUAUAUCAUUAACAAUGAUUAUAAUCACUGUAACUAUUAAAGGAAUAUAUUUCCCUAA